UGUUUCAGUUUCAUUCUAUCCGUCAGCCGGCUAAGUUCAGAGUUCUUUUGCCUGUUUUUCGUUGCCUGCUUUCUAAAGCCACAAAGAAUUUCUCCGAUCGGAUUACUGUCCAUUGUUGUGUGCGUGCAAGGAAAAGUGAAAUAAAUGAACCUAACAAAAGAGAAGUUCAAUGUAUGGCUUCCCCGGCUGUUGCUGACCUUCGCCAUAAUUGUCACCGGCUGCAGUGCCUCAUUCAUUAAUCCAUACCGCCGUAUUUUGAACCGAGGUAGAUUCUCUCAAGGACUUCGAUCCGGUGGCGAUAAUGGUGAACCUUUAAUGCUUACGCCUUUGCUGGAAGCAGGAAAGAUAAAGGAAGCUCAAGCGGCAGCCCGAGUAAACCACAGCCGCAUCGUUGGUUUUGAAAGUUACACUGGAUUUUUCACUGUGGACAAGCGGUUCAAUUCGAGUAUGUUCUUCUGGUAUUUUCCCGUAGAGAAUACUUCGAUCGCAACGCCACCAGUCUUGCUAUGGCUACAAGGUGGUCCCGGAGCAUCAUCUUUCUUUGGACUGUUUGAGGAGAACGGACCCUUUUACAUUUCAAAAAGUUUAAAAGCACUACCUCGCGAAUUUUCCUGGCACAAAACUCACCAUAUGAUCUACAUUGAUAAUCCAGUUGGAACUGGAUUCAGCUGCACUGAUAAUGGUUAUUCUCGAAAUGAGACUCACGUCGGGGAGAAUUUAUAUCAGGCUUUGAUACAGUUCUUUCAAAUGUUUCCGGACCUGCAGAAGAACCCCUUCUACGUAAGCGGCGAAUCCUAUGCGGGGAAAUAUGUUCCAGCGGUAGGGUAUACAAUCCACAAGAAGAAUCCAUCUGCCAAGAUCAAAAUAAAUCUGAAAGGAUUGGCUAUCGGAAAUGGAUAUAGUGACCCGUUGAAUCAACUGAACUAUGGCGACUAUCUGUAUCAGAUCGGAUUGAUUGAUAUAAACGCGAAGGGGCGGUUCGACGAAGACGAGUCGGCGGUGAUUGAAUGUGUAAAUCAGAACAAUUACACGUGUGCCUUCAAAAUUAUGGAUGAUCUGAUGGACGGUGAUGUAGAUCAUGCGUCAUUUUUUAGGAAUAUUUCGGGAUUUGAAACAUACUACAAUUACCUACAAACCGCGGAAGAUCCAAAAGAUGAACUCUAUCUGUUGGGUUUCUUAGAGUUACCAGAGACACGUAAGGCAAUUCACGUAGGAGAUUUACCAUUCCACGAUUUGGACAGUGAUAAUAAGGUUGAAAAGAAUCUAGAAAAUGAUAUCCUCGAUUCGGUAGCACCGUGGAUCGUCGAACUACUCUCUCACUACAGGAUGCUGAUCUACAAUGGACAACUGGACAUCAUCUGUGCCUAUCCGAUGGUGGUAAACUAUCUGAAAAAAUUACCCUUCGAUGGGGCAGACGAGUACAAAGCGGCGGCUCGCUAUAAAUUCGGAGUGGACGGCGAAAUUGCAGGUUACUAUAAGUUAGUGAAGAAUCUACUGGAAGUGCUGAUCCGAGACGCUGGCCACAUGGUCCCAAGAGAUCAAGCCAAGUGGGCUUAUGUUAUGAUAAACACAUUUACAUCUAGUAACUCAUUUUUCCAAGUUAAUUGAAUAAAGAAGAUAUGACAAAGCA
Messenger RNA from Topomyia yanbarensis, 1630 nucleotides. Its product is annotated as vitellogenic carboxypeptidase-like. Lineage: Eukaryota; Metazoa; Arthropoda; Insecta; Diptera; Culicidae. Gene Ontology annotation, biological process: proteolysis. Gene Ontology annotation, molecular function: serine-type carboxypeptidase activity. The transcript has a single exon. Bases 145 to 1608 code for a protein of 487 amino acids. The record is from RefSeq and is a predicted model, not a curated record.